This is a messenger RNA of Truncatella angustata, 1155 nucleotides long. RefSeq names its product mitochondrial biogenesis AIM24-domain-containing protein. The transcript is spliced from 2 exons. Gene Ontology annotation, biological process: inner mitochondrial membrane organization. Gene Ontology annotation, cellular component: mitochondrial inner membrane. The coding region runs from base 1 to 1155 and encodes 384 amino acids. The record is from RefSeq and is a predicted model, not a curated record. Lineage: Eukaryota; Fungi; Ascomycota; Sordariomycetes; Amphisphaeriales; Sporocadaceae.
AUGAGCAGCGCCAGGGCUUUGCUUCGCACAGGUCGUGCGAGCCAAUUGGCCAAGCGCACCAGCUAUGUCUGCCGGCAAUGCAGAGCAAUUCAGAUCAGCUCGUCGCCCACGACAGAAUCACCGCGCCCCGGUGGAGAUGCCUUCGGCGCCCCGUUAGAUGCCUCCAAGGAAGUGGCCGACGCGCGCUUUGAGGUCUUGGGCAGUCCAUACUCUCUGCUGUCUGUCUCUCUGUCUGCAUCCCAGAAACUGUACACGAGGAGGGGAACAUUAGUAGGGGUGUCCGGAAAGGCGCAAAACGCACAAUCUACCCUCUCGCUCCUCUCGCCCUUCAGCCGCGCUCUUACCGGCGUCCCAUUCCUCUACCAGCGAGUCUCGUCCACAACACCCAUACAAGCAUUGAUAUCGACCAAGUCCCCGACGACCACCUUCUCCGUUCUGCAUCUAGAUGGAACAACAGACUGGGUAGUCGGCCAGCGGUCGGCUUUGAUGGCAUGGACCGGCCACACUCUGGCAGUCACCCCUCGUAUCCAGUACAGGCUGCCGCUUGCUCAUUGGGGUUCGUCAGAGCUUACGGGCCGAGGUCUAGCAGCGUUGUCCGCACCAGGCCACAUCCACCAGUUGACGCUGGCUGAAGGCGAGGAGUUUGUGGUCCACCCUUCCCAUGUGGUGGCCUACACGAUAACACGAACCCCACCGCUACCUUUCAGGUUCAAGAGCUCUGGCAUCAGGUUCCAAAUACCAUCUGUAGCCAAUUGGCUCGGCAACAUCAAGUUCUUCCAAACCAUGCGUACGACAUCGGCAUACCAGUUCCUUAGUCGCGUACUGUACAGUCUACGGACAACAACGCGGAGGACCAUAUGGGGAGACAGGUUGUUCCUGCAGUUCAAGGGUCCUACAACAAUUCUUAUGUCAAGUAGAGGCACAAGAAUUAGCGAUGUUUUGACCAAGGAGGAGGUCAACGAAAUUGCUGAUGCUCCAGCUGGUGCCGCCCCCCAAGCAGUCGAUCUGGCGGCGAACCCAAAACCGGCUUUGGAACCACCGGCGAAGGCUGACGAGCCAACUGUAAAAAUCACUGUUGCUAGCAUUGGCGAGGAUGGCAAAGCCAAGGUCGAAGACGCCAAGAAUGCCGAGGAUCUUGAGAAGGUGAAGUCAUGA